AUGAAGGUCUCUGCAGUGUGCCUCUCUGUCAUCUUCAUUGCUGCCCUCUUUCCUCUGACCUCCCCUGCUCCAGCUGGGCCUGACAUGAGUGUGUGCUGCUUUGGCUACAUCACACAGAAGCUGCCCCAGAGUCAUGUGAAGGAUUAUUUCUACACCAGCAGCAAGUGCUCAGAGCCAGCAGUUGUGUUCAUCACCAGGAAGCACCGAGAGGUGUGUGCCAACCCCACUGCCAGGUGGGUGAAGGAAUAUGUGAAUGCCCUGGAGCUCCAGUGAGCGCUGGGAGCUCAGAGGGCUCUGCGCUGGAGAGUCCUGCAAGGUCACAAAACAGAGUCUGGGCACAGAC
Dryobates pubescens (Downy woodpecker) is the source of this 343-nucleotide messenger RNA. Its product is annotated as C-C motif chemokine 5. The coding region runs from base 1 to 273 and encodes 90 amino acids. Gene Ontology annotation, biological process: positive regulation of ERK1 and ERK2 cascade; monocyte chemotaxis; inflammatory response. The record is from RefSeq and is a predicted model, not a curated record. Gene Ontology annotation, cellular component: extracellular region. Lineage: Eukaryota; Metazoa; Chordata; Aves; Piciformes; Picidae. Gene Ontology annotation, molecular function: chemokine activity; CCR chemokine receptor binding. The transcript has 3 exons.